GCUCUCUCUCUCUUACUCAUGGAGUCGAUCAGCGGUCGCUUCGCUCUUUUUCCGCCGCAUCCGGCGCUUUUCCUCCGCCCGGAGGACAGGAGUUACCCGCGCAGCCCGAAAUGCGCCCGCUGCAGGAAUCACGGGGUGGUUUCGGCUCUUAAGGGACACAAACGCUUCUGCCGCUGGCGGGACUGCGAGUGUGUCAAGUGCGCAUUAAUCGCGGAGCGGCAGCGUGUCAUGGCGGCGCAGGUGGCGCUGCGGAGGCAACAGGCGCAGGAGGAGCUGCAGAUGGUUUACCCCACAGCGAGAGCGACCGGGAUCGGCACAAACCCGUCCACUUCACCCCCGUUUGACACUUUCAAAGACGAAAACCCCCAGAGUAAGAGCAGUGUGACUGAUGGGUUCAUGAAUCAGGCUUUAUUUCUACCUUGCGCGUCUACAAUCAUCCCCUCAAGUGACCCCGUGAAUGACAGUGUGUCUCCAGGCCCGGAUCAUCUCUCAGUCCAUGUGAAGUCGCUAAAGUCCGAUCUAGAGUCAGACAUCGAGCUCAAGAAACUCAAAGACCACCCAUCAGACCUUAGCAGGAGAACCCCCGCUACAGUUUUACAGAAGAUCUUCCCUCACCUGAAAGCGUCCGUUCUGGAGGCGGCUCUUAAAAGCAGUUCAGAGGACGUUCUGAAGGCCAUCGAUCUGGUGCUGGGUUAUCAGCAGGGUCACAGCCCCACUGGAGCUGCCGUGCCGUCCUGUGAGAAUGUGCCCGUCUCCCAAUCAAACAGCUUCACAGAUGCUCCACUGAGACACUUCAGCUCCAAAUCUGCUUUCUCCCCCCUCCAGUCCUCAUCCACAAACUGCUUCAGGAGCGAAGGUUUGAUGGGGUUCAACCAACGGUUCGCGUUUGGUCCACUGCGACUUACCUACUCAACGCCAAACUUUAUUCCGCCAUACAUAACUUCUGGAUUUCUCCCCGCGAUGUCCCUGCGGCCGCCAACUGGAUAUCCAUUCAGCAGCCUCCUACGAGAUCUGCCACAUCCCAAAGACACGUUCAACCCCACCGGCCUCUACUCAAGCCACGACACAUGACCACGAAAAUGACACAUGACAUAAGUACAGCUGUGGUCUGCAUUUCUAUUUUUAUACUGUUAUAUUACUUUUUAUUGAAACAUAGUAAACGUUUACACCUGCUUAAAGUACAUAUAUGUUUAUGUCCCAUUUUGUUAAAGUCAAAUAAAAGAAACUGUUUAAACCAUUGACUGCUGAAGAGAGUAGCAAGUUAAAUGUGUAAAUGAAGACAUAGUUUCCCUAAAUAAAUAAAUAAACUUUUUUUUCCCUAAAAUGUGGGUUGAUGCUAUUUUUAAGCAAUGAGUCAACAACACAACGAAACAGGCCGUGCAAUGAUUUGCUACCAUACAGACAUGCAACCAUACAGACCCAUUCUCAUCAAUUGCGUACAAACAACACACUCUUGCAAUAUCGUGUAAUACAUAUGCCAAAGUUCAAUUGUGCGUGACGUGCAUACUAAUAGAUCUGGAUAGAAACAUACACUUGUUUCUUGUUUAUAUCAUUUUAUUAUUCCAUUUCAUUUAUCACAUUUAUUACAAUAUUCAUCAUAUGUAUUCAUUCAUUUAUUUUAUUAUUCACUUCUAUUCAUAUUAUUUGAUCCUUACUUUCCUGUUGUUUAACCUGGGAGUUGUAUUGUGUCUUAUGCUGAUAUGAGUAUCUGUUGGUCUCCAUCUCAAGGUUCAUAAUAAUGUCAUGAGACAAUGUUUUGAUACUGUAAUCUUGAAUGUUAAAAACACAUAUUGAAUCUGUUUCUAGUCAGACGAAGUUUGAGCAUCAACACACAACUGAGAUUAUUCAAUAAAUCAUUUGUCUGUCUAUUUA
Triplophysa dalaica is the source of this 1872-nucleotide messenger RNA. RefSeq names its product doublesex- and mab-3-related transcription factor A2-like. The transcript is spliced from 2 exons. The coding region runs from base 19 to 1071 and encodes 350 amino acids. Lineage: Eukaryota; Metazoa; Chordata; Actinopteri; Cypriniformes; Nemacheilidae. Gene Ontology annotation, cellular component: nucleus. The record is from RefSeq and is a predicted model, not a curated record. Gene Ontology annotation, biological process: sex differentiation; regulation of transcription by RNA polymerase II. Gene Ontology annotation, molecular function: DNA-binding transcription factor activity, RNA polymerase II-specific; RNA polymerase II cis-regulatory region sequence-specific DNA binding.